Messenger RNA from Salpingoeca rosetta, 2605 nucleotides. RefSeq lists its product as uncharacterized. The coding region runs from base 75 to 2300 and encodes 741 amino acids. The transcript is spliced from 12 exons. Gene Ontology annotation, biological process: RNA 3'-end processing. Gene Ontology annotation, molecular function: nucleic acid binding; nucleotidyltransferase activity. The record is from RefSeq and is a predicted model, not a curated record. NCBI's taxonomy places the organism in Eukaryota, Choanoflagellata, Craspedida, Salpingoecidae.
GGAAAAGGGUUUGCUUGCUUCUUGCUUGCUUUCAAAAACCGUUUCUUUGAAGAGACAGAGGAAGCAAAGCAACAAUGCACAAGUGUGCAGUGUGUGGCAUCGCCCUCUCCUCUGAGGAUCAGUAUGCGGAACAUGUAAAAGGCAAGCGACACAAGCGCCAGGUGGAGAUCUUCCAGCACCGCGAGGAAGAAGCCAGGCGCAGCCUCUUCGUGCCACUGAACGCGAAAACUGGCAACGAUAAGACAGUCAUUCGCAGCGCCUUUGAGCAGCACGGGCCCAUCUCACGUGUCAUCGUUGACCCAAACAAGGGGGCAUUUGCCAUCAUUGAGUUUGCGUCUGCUGAUCCUGUGACCAAGCUCCUCAGCGAGGGCCAGCACAUUGUCCACGACGGUGUCAAGUUCAAGUACCUGCCACGCAAAGUGCAACUCAAGCCCGUGGCUGGCGCAAAGGGGAACGGUGACGACAAGCGGCGUGCACGCGCCAAACCCGCGACGGCAGCAUCGUCGUCGGCGGCGCAUGCAAGACCAGCCAAGAUCACCCCGACAAAGCCCGACCCCAUUGAGAAGCAAACCGUGCGCGGCACGCUGCUUGCUGUGCCCUACGACUUCCCGCCAAUCGCGUACGUGCCACCUGACACCGCCACGCCGCGCUCGCAGGAGCACCUACGCAAGUUUGGGCAGCAGGUGCAGAUGGUGGUGGGCCACCUGAAGCAGAAGCCAAGCGUACAGGCGACGCACGAGCGCGUGCUGAAGGAGCUGGACACCGUCGUGCGUGCAUGCGCACCUGAUGGGGUUCCCUCCGUUGACCGCGAGCGGCCCUUUGUCGUGGCUGUUGGCUCGCUGGUCACUGGGCUCGCCCGUGAAGGAAGCGAUGUUGACGUCAGUGUCAGUGCGCCCUGGCUGACCGGUCGCGACGGCCUCCACACCCUUGCACAGGCCCUUCGUUCCGCCCAGCACUUUGGCCAAGUGCUGUGCCUGCCUGAGGCGCGCUGCCCAAUCAUCAAGGCCGUUCAUCUCACCACAAGCACGCCAAUUGAAGUCUCCUUGCACAACAGGCUUGCGGAGCGCAACACGCAGCUCGUUGACCACUAUAUGCGGUUGUGGCCUGGAUUUCGCACCUUGGUUCGCGCUGCCUGCAUCUGGUUCAAGGCGCUCGCCGUCCCUUGGUCAAGCUACUUUGUCACGCUCCUCGCCAUUCGAUACAUGCAGAUGAAGCACGAGGUGCCGAGUCUGCAGCAGAUUGCGGCAGACAGCAUCAACGUCCAGGAGGGCUGUGCACCCGCAUGCGAGCAGUGCGCACUUGAAUGGUCGCUUCGUAUGGGCGAUGACGAUGGCUCCCAGUCCCACAAGCGCACCAAGGCGCAGCUAGGAGACUCAGAGGCGUUUGUGACGAUCCAUGAGCACGACUGCAUGUUCUGUCCGCAUCAGCAGCCGUCGCAUUAUGGGCUCGACAUUGCCGCGGAUCUGGCGCUUCUUGGACACGUCUUUCUCGACUUUUUUGACUUUGUUGCCGCAUGGAUGGCUGUGCACCCGGACAUUGUGAUGGACAUUCGCCCGCCUGGUGCUGUGCAGUCGAGUGUGUCGAGGGAGGCCUUUUUGCAGCACGAUUCUGCGAUUGGUGGCGCUGCUGGCCUUGUCUUUGUGGAUCCAUUUGAUCGCACACACAAUGUCGCUCGUAAUGUCACCGCACGACACAGCAGGGUCGCUGUGGCCGGGGUGUGCUGGCUGUUUGAUGAAUGGCUGCGGAAGAGCGGCAAGCGCUUCAGUUUCCAUACACACUGCAUGUACAUGGACAAGAUCAUGGCCGGCGUGCAGCAGUUUUGUGAGGAGCUUUCCUUCACUGUCCGCGACCCAGCUGACGGCGAGGGUGUUGACAGCGGUGUUCGAGGCGCUUUCGAUGCCAUCCCCGACAUGGCAGGCACCUCUGUCAUCCUGGAGGCAGCAGAGGUGACAUGGGUCAAUCGCCGCCGUCGACGAAGACAACAGCAACUUCAGCAGCAACAGUCUGAGGCGGCUACGGGUGAUGGCAACAUCAGCAAUACUGGCAGCGCCACCAUGCCCAUGGAGCAUGAUGCGUCGUCGCCUGUGCUGCAAGUGGUGGUGCGAGUGCAGCCGCCGUAUCUGGCUGCAGAUUGCAUGCAUGCAUCGGAGCACUUGCCCACGGGCUUUGAAACGUGGGCGGCCCUGUUUAAGAAGCAGCUGCUUGGCACUCUCAAGCACCAGCCAGUCACAAGUGGCAGUGGUGAUUGUGAGGGCGGCGAUAAGGCGCCAACGCCCACUUCAUCCACUCCCGCAGCGUGAUGGCGGCUUUGAGCGUUGCUCUCUGUCUCUGUCUCUGUCUCUGUCUCUGUCUCUGUCUCUGUCUCUCUGUCUGUCUCUCUCUGUCUCUCUGUCUCUGUCUGUCUCUCUGUCUCUCUCUGUCUCUCGCUCUCUCUGGUUCUGUGUGCGUGUGUGUGCACUUCAAGAGCCCGCUUCCUUCAUAACUUUCACGAGCGUGAAGCAUACAGUCCAACACCGUGCAUGCAUGCUCGCUUCCAUGUGGGUGGCCAUGCUGACAACAGCACACUCUUACACCAGCAGUUGUAUUGGGAAGAACACUGAACGAG